AUAAUGAAGCUGAUGUUCCUGCCACACAACAGAGUCUGAGGGUUUGUAUUGUGCAGCUUUGUGACUGGGACUCCCUGCUGAGAAUAUGGUCGUGGAUCGGAUUUUCUCUGGUAUUCAGCCAACUGGGACGCCUCAUCUGGGUAACUACCUUGGAGCCAUUCAGAACUGGGUGAAUCUGCAGGAAGAGUGCAGCUCAGUGCUGUAUAGCAUUAUGGACAUGCACUCUCUCACCAUGCCCAAGGAGCCAGCUGUCCUGCGCCAGAACAUACUGGACACCACUGCUGCCGUCCUUGCCUGUGGUAUUGACCCAAAGAAGUGUUUCUUGUUCCGACAGUCGCUGGUUCCUGAGCAUGCAGAACUUGCCUGGAUUCUUGGGUGCUUAACUAACGUGCCGCGUCUGCUACGCUUGCCCCAAUGGAAGAUGAAGCGUGCCAGCCAGAAUAAUGAAGGAACUGUUGGUUUGUUGACUUAUCCUGUGCUUCAAGCAGCAGAUAUUUUGCUGUACAAGUCGACACAUGUUCCCGUUGGAGAAGAUCAAGUCCUGCACCUGGAACUAGCCCAAGAUAUAGCACAACAUUUCAACAAGAAAUACGGAGAAUUCUUUCCUGUGCCCAAAGCCAUUUUAAGUACAACAAAGAAAAUAAAAUCCCUCAGAGAUCCAACAGUGAAGAUGUCCAAGUCAGACCCACAGAAGUUAGCUACUGUUAACAUAGCGGACAGCCCUGAUGAAAUAGUGCUGAAAUUCCGCAAAGCUGUGACUGACUUUACCUCUGAGGUGACCUACGACCCAGCCGGUCGCCCUGGUGUCUCCAAUCUGGUGUCCAUUCAUGCUGCAGUAACGGGGCUUAGCAUCAAAGAAGUGCUGCACCAAUCUGCUGGUCUCGACACUGCUCACUAUAAAAUGGUGGUAGCAGAGUCAGUUAUUCAAAAAUUUGCACCUAUCAGGAAUGAAAUCAAGAAACUCCAGGAAGACACAUCCCAUCUGAUAAAGAUUUUAGAGGAUGGAGCAGAGAAAGCCAAAGAACUGGCUACCCCCAUCUUUCAAGAAAUAAGACGACUGGUGGGUUUUCAGUAGAAACUGCUGAGUAGUUGCAAGGACUUUUGUUUCCUGGGACAGACAUUUUGUUAUUUGUAUCUUCUUAAUCAUUUUGGUUUGAAACAAAAACAUUUUUUCAUGGAAAAUCCAAGUAGAACAUUGAAAGUGUUUGCAUUUAAAAAUGUGCAUGAAGCCAGAUACUUCCAGUGGGACCAGCAUUGAGCUUGUCUGGAUAGUGAAAGAGGGAGGGUGGAAGCAAUCACAGUUCAUGAAGAAAUCCCGCAAAAGCAGAAUAUAAGGUUGCCCCAAUGGGAUUUUGGGUUUUUCCAUUGACCACUGCAAGAAACUGAGAUAUAGGCAAGGUGAUCAGAAUCUAGCAGAAAGAUUUGUAAUCUUCUCAAAAACAUCCUUAGCUGUACAUGUGAUCUUGUUACAGAUGGACAACUCAUCCCAUUGGUGGUUAUUCAGCUUUGAUAUGGUGGUUGAAUGUGUUCUUGGAUAACCAGAAUAAAAGCACAGGCUUA
Pygoscelis adeliae (Adelie penguin) is the source of this 1560-nucleotide messenger RNA. It is a transcript of the gene WARS2, whose product is annotated as tryptophanyl tRNA synthetase 2, mitochondrial. The coding region runs from base 86 to 1075 and encodes 329 amino acids. Gene Ontology annotation, biological process: mitochondrial tryptophanyl-tRNA aminoacylation. Gene Ontology annotation, cellular component: mitochondrion; mitochondrial matrix. Gene Ontology annotation, molecular function: tryptophan-tRNA ligase activity; ATP binding. The record is from RefSeq and is a predicted model, not a curated record. The transcript is spliced from 6 exons. NCBI's taxonomy places the organism in Eukaryota, Metazoa, Chordata, Aves, Sphenisciformes, Spheniscidae.